Ostreococcus lucimarinus CCE9901 is the source of this 3088-nucleotide messenger RNA. RefSeq lists its product with no specific name. Lineage: Eukaryota; Viridiplantae; Chlorophyta; Mamiellophyceae; Mamiellales; Bathycoccaceae. The transcript has a single exon. Gene Ontology annotation, cellular component: nucleus; cytoplasm. The record is from RefSeq and is a predicted model, not a curated record. The coding region runs from base 1 to 2733 and encodes 910 amino acids. Gene Ontology annotation, biological process: protein import into nucleus. Gene Ontology annotation, molecular function: nuclear import signal receptor activity; small GTPase binding.
AUGGCGACGGCGUGGACCCCGAACGGGGACGGGGCGGCGCGAAUCAUUCAGAUGAUCGCCGAAUACUUGGACCCGCGCGCGAAUCAGCGAGAGAUGCUGGGCAGGCUGGAGCAAUGCGCGGGGUUUCCGGACUUUAAUAACUACCUCGCGCACGUGCUGACGAGCGACGAGGACGCGGGACGGAGGGAGGACGUGCGACAGAGCGCGGGACUGCUGUUGAAGAAUAAUCUGAAGACGUCGUGGACGACGACGAUGAGCGAAGAGUACAGGACGUACGUGCGAGAAACGCUGCUGAGAGCGCUGGGACACCCGUCGAGAUUGAUCAGGGGGACGUGCGGGACGUGCGUGGCGGUGAUCGUGCGGUGCGGGGGGGUUGAAAAUUGGGGCGACCUGUGGCCGACGCUCGUGAGAGCGGUCGAGGCGGGGGACGAGAAUUCUCGAGACGGUGCCCUGGGCGCGCUGUACAAGGCGUGCGAGGAGGUGAACGGGAGAUUGGACGUCAAAGUGCCCGGGUUGCCGGAUUCGCCCGCGGGGAUGGUGAUUCCGCGACUGUUCGCGUUGUUCUCCUCGCCGGCGGCCAAGGUGCGCCAGCAAGCGGUCGGCGUGGUGAACAUGAUCGCGCCGUGCUGGCCGGAAAACCACUACGCGCUGUUGGAUAGUUACUUGCAAGGAUUGUUUUCGCUCGCGAACGAUCCGGACAACGACGUUCGAAGGCUGGUGUGCUCGGGCUUGGUCAUGUUGAUUCACAUUUGUCCAGAAAAGUUGGCGCCGAAUUUGCGGGAAAUCAUCGUGUACAUGCUCGAAAGGCAGGACGACGAGGAUAAAGACGUCGCCAUGGAGUCGUGCGAGUUCUGGGGAGCGUUCUGUGAGGCCGAACUGGGUGAUGAUUAUGUGCAAAUUUUGCGCGAGUUUACGCCGAGACUCAUCCCAGUGUUGUUGACAAACAUGGCGUACACGGAGGACGACGAGGAAGUGAUUUCGGCCGAGGACGACGAAGUGAACGUGGGAAGGGAAGACAGAGAUCAAGACAUCAAACCCACGUUUCGUGAUACCAAGGAUAAAGGCUCACAAGGAGAAGGAGAGGAUGACGGCCAAGACGACAGCGAUGACUUCGUGUGGAACCUCCGAAAGAGUUCUGCAAAUGGUUUGGACAUCCUGUCGAACGUCUUUGGCGACGAGCUUCUGCCUCUUCUGCUACCCGUCGUCGAGCAGAGACUACGCGAGUCGAGGUGGGAGAUCCGUGAGAGCGCUAUUUUGGCCCUUGGCGCCGUCGCUGAGGGCUGUUCAGGCGGCUUGCUGCAAUACCUCCCGAUGCUAAUCAAUUUCCUCUUACCGAUGCUGGAUGACGCCCGUCCGUUGGUGCGCUCAACGACUUGCUGGACGCUCAGUCGAUUCUCUCGAUGGACGUUGCAGUGCGCGAGGCCGUCGAACGAUCCAAACGCGAUGCCCCAGCAGCAAGGUAUGGAGCAGCUCAACACGCUGACGACAGCGCUUUGCAAGAGGUGCUUGGAUCACAACAAACACGUUCAAGCCGCAGCUUGCGGCGCGAUCGCGACCCUUCUCGCCGAAGGUCAAGACACGCUGGCGCCUUGGACCGAAACUAUCGUGCAGACGCUCACCCAGGCGCUGGCUACAUACCAGCGGAAGAAUAUGCGCAACUUGUACGACGCACUGACCAUGCUCGCGGAGAAUAUCGGUCCGUCGAUUGAGGAUGCGCGGUACGCCGGUGCGAUCUUACCAGGAAUGCUUCAAAAGUGGGAGAAUGCGAACAAGGUGGACCCUGAGCUGUAUCAUUUGCUCGAGUGCCUCACGGCGAUAAUCGUCGGCCUCGGGCAGGCAUCGGCCGAGUUCUCGUCUGGGAUUUUCGCAAAAUGCAUUUCCGCUUUGACAUACCAGCUUCAGCAGCGCACUGCAGUGCAACGCGGCGAGAUGCCAGCCGAAGAGUACGCAAUCGACAUCGUCAUUUGUACCUUGGACUUGCUUUCUGGUUUAUGCGAAGGCAUGGGACAAGCCAUCGAGCCGCUCGUCGCGCAGUCGCCUAUUCGAGAUAUUCUCAUCGCUUCGUGCAUGGAUGAGUCCCCAGGAGUCAGACGUAGCGCAUUCGCACUCGUGGGCGAUCUCACACGUUCGAGUACUGCGCACUUGACUCCGUCUUUGCAACAGUUGAUGGAGCUCAUUGUUGCGCAGUUGCAGCCAGCGAUGGUCAUAUCCAUGAACAUGUCUGUAUGCAAUAACGCAAGCUGGGCCGCCGGCGAGAUCGCCAUUCGAACGUCAAGCGACGUAUUGCGUCCAUUUGUAGCGCCACUGGCGCAAUGUUUGGUUCAAAUUCUCGACAUGCGAAUGGUGAACAGAGCCCUUGGCGAAAAUGCCGCCAUAAGUCUUGGUCGACUUUCGAUGACGUGUCCUGAAGAAUUACAAGGUGGUCUCGCGCAUUUCAUCACGUCUUGGUGCUCUGCUCUGAGACGACUUCGCGAUGGCGUUGAAAAAGAACACGGCUUCAUGGGGCUUUGCAAGUUGAUUCAGAUGAAUCCGUCGGGCGCGACGAGUGGUUUGAGCGCAUUUGUCGAGGCCGUUGCGUCGUGGAGACAGUGCCGCAACAAUGAACUCGUCGCGACCAUGGGUCAACUUGUGCGCGGCUUCAAGGAUCACGUUGGGACCGACCAGUGGGCGAUGGUUGUACGGGAUCUCGAACCUGGUGUGAUGAGAAAAUUAGCUGAGCAGUACGGCGUUUAAGUGGAGGAAGAGGAAGAGGAAGAGGAAGAGGAAGAGGAAGAGGAAGAGGAAGAGGAAGAGGAAGAGGAAGAGGAAGAGGAAGAGGAAGAGGAAGAGGAAGAGGAAGAGGAAGAGGAAGAGGAAGAGGAAGAGGAAGAGGAAGAGGAAGAGGAAGCGGUUGCAUGAGGACGCAGCCAGAUUGGAAAAGGUCAGGGUAAGGACUUUUAGGAAUUGUUUAGGAAGUAGGGAGAUGGUUGAAGGAGAGAUAUGGGAUUUGGAAGAGGAUUGGAAGAGGAUUGGAAGAGGAUUGGAAGAGGAUUGGAAGAGGAUUGGAAGAGGAUUGGAAGAGGAAAAGAAAACAUCGCGCAGCGAGCUC